GUCAAAGUGCCGUCUCUCGAGAAGACGCGACGAGGUUCACGAGAAUUUCGCUCGGACGUCCUCCCCGCUUACGUACGGCCCUGGGUGCUCCCACAAGAGGUGGGGAACCCCCGCGGUGGAGCAGCGCGGUUCGCCCGACGGCGCGGUGUUCGCAUCGGGUGUCCGUGUGUUCCGUCGCAGUUUCGGCAAUUCGGCGCACUGGGCGCGCGAGGUGAAAGAUCGUUCCAAUUGUCGCGUCGAACAUCCGGUGUGACCUGUCAGAGUCGCGAAGGGCACCUCGUUCGCCCUUCAGGUCGUCGUGUGCAACGAAGGGCGCGCGCCGACGUCAUUCCACCUCUGUGUCUCUCUCUCUCUCUCCCUUCCCGUCUCUUUCUCGCUCUCUCUCCACCCGUCCCCGUCUCACCGCCGGAAGAUGUUGGGCCUGGUUUGCCGUCAGGCGUUGCUGGCGAAUACCCAAAAAGUCGGUAGUAGAUGCUUGGGAUCGAUAGUUCCGGUGUCGAAUCCACCGGACUUCCCGUUGGAGAAUGAGCCCGUUCUCAGCUACAAGAAGGGCAGCCCGGAGAGAGCGGAGCUGGAGAAGGUCCUGGAUAAAAUGAGUGGCGAAUGCGAGGAGGUGCCAUUAGUUAUCGGAAACGAAGAGAUCAAAACUGACCUGUGCAGAUAUCAAGUCAUGCCACACAAUCACAAAGAGAAGGUUGCCAAGUAUUACUGGGCGACGCCGGAGCUCGUGAAGAAGGCGAUCGACGUGGCGGUGAAGGCGCAACGAGAAUGGGAGAAGUUUCCGAUCGAAAAUCGGCUGGAGAUGUGGUUGAGGAUAGCGGAUCUGAUGGCGACCAAGUACAGGCAACAUCUUAACGCCGCCACUAUGCUCGGCCAGAGCAAGACCGUGAUUCAGGCGGAGAUCGACAGCGCGGCGGAGCUAAUUGAUUUUUUUAAGAUGCACGCGUAUUUCGUGAAGGAUAGCCUCAAGUAUCAGCCGAUCUCGCCGAAUCAGCAGACCCGCAACUCGAUGAGGUAUCGCGGCAUGGACGGCUUCGUCGCGGCGGUGUCGCCCUUCAACUUUACCGCCAUCGGCGGUAAUCUCAGCUAUACGCCGGCACUCAUGGGUAACGCCGUGCUUUGGAAGCCAUCUGACACCGCGUUAUUAUCCAACUGGUGGAUCUUUAAGAUAUGCAGAGAAGCAGGAGUACCGGCUGGCGUGGUGAAUUUCGUUCCUUGUGAAGGACCCGUGUUCGGCGAUACCAUCACGUCCUCGCCUCACCUCUCCGGGCUCAACUUCACCGGUUCAGUACCGACGUUCAAUCGUCUGUGGGCCCAGGUCGGUCAGAAUCUCUCCAAGUACAAGAAUUAUCCGAAACUGAUCGGCGAAUGCGGCGGCAAGAAUUAUCACUUUGUCCACUCGAGUGCCGAUGUGGAAUCGGUCAUUUACGCGACGAUAAGGAGCGCGUUUGAGUUCAACGGACAGAAGUGUUCCGCUUGCAGUAGAAUGUACGUGCCGGAAUCUCUAUGGGGCAAGAUAAAAGACGGUCUCUUAGCUCUUCGUAAGAAACUCACAAUCGGUGACGUUAGAGACUUCACCAUGUUCACUGGCGCCGUUAUAGAUGCCGUCGCAUUCAAACGAAUUUCCGGUUACAUCGAGUACGCGAAAAAAUCGCCUAAGAUGGAAAUUCUCGGCGGUGGAGGCUACGAUGAUUCAUGCGGAUAUUUCAUUGAACCGACAAUAGUACAAUCCAAAGAUCCGAAAGAAAAACUCAUGAUAGAAGAGAUAUUUGGCCCGGUACUAACGAUAUAUGUUUAUAAGGAUUCCGAGCUGAACGAAACGGUAAAGCUGGUGGAAACGUCCACACCUUAUGCCUUAACAGGCGCAAUAUUCGCACAAGAUGAACAAUGGGCGAAGAAGGCACUUGAGGAUUUCAAAUAUACUGCCGGUAAUUUUUAUGUCAACGACAAAUCUACUGGAUCAGUGGUUGGCCAACAGCCGUUCGGUGGCAGUCGAAUGUCUGGCACAAACGACAAAGCCGGCGGUCCUCACUAUGUUCUUCGCUGGGCAUCCCCACAGGCUAUUAAGGAAACUUUCGCGCCCAUACGGGAAUAUGAUUAUCCGUAUAUGAGAUCCUAAACAAGAAUCGCUCGUUGUUAAUUCGGCGUGAUUAAUUCGGUAAUCGCCUGACAGUAGCGCGUCGCGCAAACCGAGAGAAACGUUCAUAUUUAUGAUACCUGUUCGGAAAGGAAACGUGCCGGGGCAAUUACUACACUUUACUGCUUUAACUCGACGAGCAAAAGAAAACAUUUAGUUCAUCAUUUAUAGAAAAAUAACGGAAUUACGAGAUUAUUUUUAAAUGAAAAGAAAAGAAAAAAAGCUUUAACAUAUGAUUUGGAAUUGUAAUAGAAAAAGGCUCAAAAUUUUGAUUAUAAGAGCGAACAUGAUGAAAUAAAUGCAUGAGAUAUGUUUUCUAAAAUCUCAAUUCGAGUAAGAUUCUUAUUCCACGAUAUCUUAAAUCGUUUUCUCGUAAUCAUUUAAUGAAAUUAUUUGACGAAAAUAUAAUUAGAGAUGAAACGGUAAAAAAUAUAUCGUGCGAUAAGGUUCUAAUGCAGAGUUAAUUCAACGUGCAGAAAUUGAAGAAACGAUUCCGCGUAAGAGUUUCUCUCGAUAGAAAGCACAGCAAACUCGCGAGCGCAACUUUUACGAUGCACAAUAGAGACACGAUUAGAUAGACACGACUAGAUGGACUAACGCUAAAGGGAGGAAGUUAGGCUCGCAGGUCGCGGCAAAUGCACACUUAAAUCGCCUUCGAAUAUUCCGUUGACGUCGCCUCGAUAACGGAUAGGGAAUUCCAGUGACCGAUCUUGUUAGAUGCAGACGUCGCUUCGUCAAACACCGCUGUCUCGAUUAUUCGCCGCCAGUUCAUUACCAAAGUAUUAUCCGAUGUGCAUUUCGGAGACGUGUGAUCUCAUCACCGUGUGCCCAAUGUAUCCUCUCUCCCACACUCUUAGUACAAUAAUAUUCUUACAACUCAGGUAUCGCAUCAGGCCGGUCGAGGAGAAACGCGGGCAGAGCGGCGUGUUUAUCCGCUGUGCGCAAUCGUAAGAAAAAGAUGUAGUCUCAGUCUCAACGAGUCACAUCCGUGAUGCUGGAUAACAUUCACCGCGCUAUUAUCAACAAGUGUCCUCAAUGUUAACGGAAUAGGGUAAAACAUUGUUAAAUUGUGAUCAAUAAAGCUUCAGCUUGGACCCCGUUUUCAAAUGCGAUAUUACCUAACAUUGUGAAUGAUGGAUUUUCUUUUUUUUUUUUAAUACUAGGGAGAUGGUAAUAGGUAGCGCGAUUUCGGUGAUUCCUUCAGUUCCUUUCUAACAUGUACUUUGUAAGAUUGUAUAUGCGAAAGACGCGCGAUCCCAUUGUAAUAGCUGAAGUAUCUUCAGUAUUUAUAUAUACAUAUAUUCCCAGGUCUUUGAUCAUCGAUCGUCCUAUAUUGUUGAUAAUGUGAUUGAGACGGGAUGUUUUUCGAGAGUUGAUGGGUGAUUGCCGAGGACGUAAUAAUUGACAAUAUGUUAUAUAUUGUGGCAAGUGUUAUAGCGUUAUUUAAGUGUACGAUAGCAAUAAAGCAACAUAAAUUGAUAUAGUC
This is a messenger RNA of Solenopsis invicta (red fire ant), 3623 nucleotides long. RefSeq names its product delta-1-pyrroline-5-carboxylate dehydrogenase, mitochondrial (gene P5CDh1). Gene Ontology annotation, molecular function: L-glutamate gamma-semialdehyde dehydrogenase (NAD+) activity. The record is from RefSeq and is a predicted model, not a curated record. The transcript has 7 exons. Bases 413 to 2119 code for a protein of 568 amino acids. Lineage: Eukaryota; Metazoa; Arthropoda; Insecta; Hymenoptera; Formicidae. Gene Ontology annotation, cellular component: mitochondrial matrix.